AUGAAUUCUAGGAAAGGGUCGGAAGCUUCAAAGGGUUUGGUAGCAAAGACUCAUAAAUCCCCUGCCAAAGAACCAGCAGAAAUCCCUCCGGUGACGUGCCCGGCCAAGAAAUAUGUCUUUGAUCUCCACUCGUAUGUGUGGAAGGAGCUGGAUACCCUCAUUCGCGUUGUGCGCCCGAGUAAGGGACUAGGCCGUGGCGGCAUGCGUGUUUGCUAUGAUGUCGAGGAACUUGAUGAGGAAGGGCGAUCAACCGGGAUGGUGGCGAAGAUGUUUAGGCGCGUGAUUACAGAUGUGGUGGAGAAGGAUUACUUUAACGAGGGUGAAGCGCAGUGCAUGUGCGAAAUUUUUGCGAAUAGCUUUAACCGAAUCAACGUCGAAGGGGUCGAGAAGCCGAACAUAUCUUUCCUGCAGUGCUAUGUAGUGCGAAUCCCUCGGCGUGAUAUCCCGAAGGCCUAUCAGGACAUGAGCAAAGGCUUCUUCUCCUAUACGACGCAGGAUACAAAGGAAAUGAUGUUUGUAAUGGAGCCAAAGCUGACAGGUCGUUUUACGAAGUAUAAUAGCAAUUAUGGUGGGGUGUACCGAGAGGAAAAAUGGGAGGACGCGACCGACACCCAGACGAAGCGCCGAAGUAUGAUUUUUGAAGCCGCGGAGUCCUUUUCGCAUUUCACACUCGCUGAGAGCGGUGGAUCGAUGCUAGUGUGUGAUCUUCAAGGCGUGAACGACCUCUUCACCGACCCACAGAUCCACACAGAGGAUGGGAAGGGCCUGGGGAUGGGCAACAUGGGGCAGGAGGGCAUCGCCAAAUGGGUGGAGAACCACUGCUGCAACGCGCUUUGUAAAUCUCUCGGUUUACAGCCGCUGGGGAAUGACCUAAAGCCGUUAUCAAGCGAUGAUUCAAAAAAUCGUAACUAUUUCAUCUGCCUGCGCGCACAACUGCAGCGUCAUGUUCCUCUUCGCCCUCAAGACCUCGUGCCGCUGGUGAAGCCGUUGGAGGAGAUGACGGAAAACGAACGCUUUGAGUAUGUCUUAAAGCUGUCCGAGCUAACCAGCUGA
Molecule: messenger RNA, 1053 nt
Organism: Phytomonas sp. EM1
Lineage: Eukaryota; Euglenozoa; Kinetoplastea; Trypanosomatida; Trypanosomatidae
Source: the annotation of a GenBank genome assembly